AUGGCGUUUUAUCUCGUGAUUGGCUGUGGAGUGGUUGGCCUCACCACCGCUUUGGAGCUCAAGGCUAAGCAUCCUGAUGCAAAGGUCGUCAUUGCAGCAAGAUAUCUUCCUGGGGAUUCAGUAGCAGAAUAUGCCUCGAACUGGGGAGGCGCCAACUGGUUCCCAGCCUCAUUCGAUAAUGGACGCCUAGAGAAAUGGGAUGCAAUCACCUACCGCAAAUUAAAAAUCCUUGCCUCUGAGCGGCCAGAUUCGGGAGUCAAAGCAAUGAACAUCAAAUUCCACUAUGAUCAACCAAUCGAAGAAGUUGGAAUUCUUACUCCUGCUACUGGAAAGCUUUGGUUUGAGGACUUGGUUGGCGGAUUGAUACCAAUCGAGAAAGAAGAUCUACCUUCUGGGGCUGUAUUCGGAUUUGAAAUGGCUUCCUUUGUUAUGGAUGUCCAAAGAUACCUUCCUUGGUUGCAAAUGCAAGCCAACUCUCUUGGCAUUGAGAUUCACCGACGAAUUUUUAAAGACAUUCAUGAUGCCUUUGAAGAGUAUCCCGGUACAUCUGCUGUGUUUAACUGCACUGGAAUUGGCUCACUCAAGCUUGGUGGAGUCAAAGAUGAGAAGAUGUUUGCUGCAAGGGGCCAAAUUAUGUUGGUUGAAGGCCCCAAAGAGCCACUUCGCACCAUGUACUUCCGGGCUCCCCAUCGUGAUGCCGACGCAACUCAUAUCUUCCCACGAGGAAAAGAUGGUAGAACGGGUGUGAUCCUUGGUGGUUGCCGAGAGAAGCACAACUGGAAUGGGGAGGUUGAUCUCGAAUUUGCGGAAGAAAUUAAGAAGAAAUGUUGUGAACUCGCGCCUCAACUUGGAAAGCCCGAGGACCUGAAGGUUUUCAAACACGGUGUCGGUCUCCGCCCUGGACGAGAGGGUGGUGCUCGGAUCGAGCCUGAAUAUAUCGAUGGCAGAAUGGUCAUUCAUAAUUAUGGAGCAGGGGGCACCGGAUUUCAAGCAUCGUGGGGAAUGGCUAAUGAGGCCGUCAGCUGUCUUGCAGAACGCGCUCGAUUGUAA
Molecule: messenger RNA, 1050 nt
Organism: Penicillium taxi
Lineage: Eukaryota; Fungi; Ascomycota; Eurotiomycetes; Eurotiales; Aspergillaceae
Product: FAD-dependent oxidoreductase
Exons: 6
Coding region: 1-1050 (349 amino acids)
Molecular function (GO): FAD binding; D-amino-acid oxidase activity
Source: RefSeq, a predicted model, not a curated record